GAAUAACUCCUCCUUUCUCUAACACUGUUGAACUUACAUGGACAUUACUAGAGGCAUGGGAAAAUCAAACAUGUAGACCAACAGAUUUCGGUCCUGCCGAACAAGUUUUACCCCUUCUGUGUGGAAACGAUCUGACGGGAUCGGACGAGAGAUCGAGAGAUGCUGUGAUUGCGCGCUCGUCUCCAGACCUCUCUGCGAACAUAUAGACAUUAAGCGAAGAGUUUCAUGGAGAUCUGGUCGGAUGACAGCUGGAACUGUUGUUAUAACUGGAGGAAUUCUUGCUACGGUGAUACUCCUGUGUAUCAUUGUCGUGCUCUGUUACUGUCGACUUCAGUAUUAUUGCUGUAAGAAGAAUGACUCCGACCCAGAUGCUGUUUGCCAACAACCGCAGUUUGCCUGCAACGCAUGCAGCACCCCCAGGGCGGAUUGGGCCAUGGCUAGCCCACUCUCCCUGUCGCCGGAACCCAAGCCAUCACAGAGUUUCUGCCCCACUUGCUCUCCAUACAGCUCGCCAUUCUACGUUCGCACCAUGGAUGAAACACGGAAUGGUGGCGAACGGAUCACGUACAUGCCCACCCACUAUGACAGCCCCUCCCUGUCUCUUACCCUUCCUUCUUUACACAGCGCAUCAUUGAGUUCCCGAACCCAACCGGAAUUCUACUCCAACACAUGUGCCAUUAGCACUGAUGUCUGAUCAGUGACAUCCACUAACUGGUCGCUGAUGCCUCUACUUUGCUGUACUCAGACCUGAGUGUUACAGCGCAGAGUGAAAGGGGACAGAGUUCACACCAAACAUGUUUUUGCAUCGCGUUUUUCUAUGUAAACAUGCUAGACGGACGUCUUUGACCAUUGUGCUGUGUUUCACUAUUUUUUCAGCUUCUUGAGCAGGAGUGCUGCGUUGUUUAGACGCCAUGUCAAGGUACUGUAAAAACAAUUGUUAUAUAUGCAUUUUGAGACCUGCCUUAUGUUAUUUGUUGCACUUCGUCUAGCUUUUUUUUUUAGUACAAGAAUGCGUUCUAGGCCUACUUUGAAAAUGUGGAAGUUUGUCGGUUUUGGCUUUCAGUGUUUUCAUAUUGUAUCUGCAUACCUUUUCAUUCUAUGGUGCUUUGAUCCCGCCAUGGAAAAAAAUAAAUAAAAAAGGUUAUUCUGACCUUUUAUCUUGCAAGUGUGAAAAAUAUAGUGGAAAUUGCCAGGUAUAAAGUUGAAAUUACAUUAAAUAAAGUCACAAUAGCCUUUAUUAAAGGUGCAAUUUUAUCCCCAUAAUAAAAAUGUUUACUCCUAAAGAAAUUAAUUGUAAUUUUGAAACUAAUUAAAUGAAUUGUAAUUUUAAUAUGUAUAAAAUCAUGACCACUCACAUGAGAUGAAGACUCUAGUCAUAUCAGUAACCUUAUAAAAGCUGUUUUAUUCUACAUGGGGCAGGGGCGCCCUCAUGGGUUUUAGAAUCACAUGAGCAGCUUAAUAUUACUACGGUAGCUUCAUCUCAGUAACCGUCUUGUUAUUGGACACUUUCACUCAUGGAUUAAACUAAUCAUGGCUGAUUGUGAAUAGUGAAUUUCUACAAUGGUAUCUAAAAACUGUAGAGUUUGAAUGAUGCUGCAUCCACACCACUAGGUGUCACUGUAAGUCCAAAAUGACACGAACAAAAAGUUACUGAGUGCACCUUUAAGUCAACUUAAUUUCUCGCAAUUGCAAGUUUAGAUCACGUAAUUGCGACUUUAUAUCUUUCAAUUGCUACCUUUUAUCUCACAGUUGCUUCAAUAUAGCUUGCAUCUGUGACUUUAUAUCAUGCCAUUGUGAUGCAAUUUUGAAUUUUUAUCACGUAAUUGUGAAUUUACAGUGUAACAUGCAGUUGUGACUUUAUAUCUUGCAAUUGUGACUUUAUUUUACACAGUUAUGACUACACUACCAGUCAAAAGUUUUGAAACACUUGACUGAAAUGUUUCUCAUGAUCUUAAAAAUCUUUUGAUCUGAAGGUGUAUGCUUAAAUGUUUGAAAUUAGUUUUGUAGACAAAAAUAUAAUUGUGCCAACCUAUUAAUUUAUUUCAUUACAAAACUAAAAUGUAAAAAAAAAAAAAAAAAUUUUUUUGAAAUUGAUGACUUGGACCAAAUAAUAAAGAAAAGCAGUCAAUAAGUGCCCAACAUAGAUGGGAACUCCUUCAAUACUGUUUAAAAAGCAUCCCAGGGUGAUAUUUCAAGAAGUUGGUUGAGAAAAUGUCAAGAGUACAUGUCUGCAAAUUCUAGGCAAAGGGUGAGUACUUUGAAGAUGCUAAAAUAUAACACAGUUUUGAUUUAUUUUGGAUUUGUUUAGUCACAACAUAAUUCCCAUAGUUCCAUUUAUGUUAUUCCAUAGUUUUGAUGACUUUACUAUUAUUCUAAAAUGUUAAAAAAAAAUUAUAAUAAAGAAUGAGUAAGUGUUUCAAAACUUUUGACCGAUAGUGUAUUUCUAGUAAUUGCAGAUUUAUAUCACCAAAUUGCGACUUUAUAUCUCACAAUUGCGACUUUAUCACACCAUUGUGAUAUAAAUCGCAAUUAUGAUGUUAUAUGAUGUAGAUGCGACUUUAUAUCACACAGAUGCAACUUUAUAUCUCGCAAUUGCGACUUUAUAUCACCCAAUUGUGACUUUAUUUUGUGCAGUUGCGACUAUAUAUCUUGCAAUUGUGACUUUAUUUUAUGCAGUUGUGACUAUUUCUAGCAAUUGCAGCUUUAUAUCACACAAUUGCGACUUUAUAUCACACAAUUGCGACAUUACAUCACUCAGUUGCAAGUCUGUGUCACAUAGUUAUGAUUUUAUAUCUUACAAUUGUGAUUUUAUAUUACACAGUUGUGACUGUUAUUUGUUACUGCAUAAUAUAAUGUCAUAAUUGUGUGAUAUAGUUGCAAUUAUGAAUUUAUAUUACGCAGUUUCUUUAUAUCACAAUUGUGACUUUGUAUCACGCAAUUGCAACAUUAUAUCACACAGUUGCCACUUAAUAUAUCGCAAUUGUGACUUAAUGACAAUUUCACAUAGUUGUGACAUGAAAUAAUAGCGACUUUAUAUCACGCAGUUGCGACUUUAUAUCACGCAGUUGCGACUUAUAUCUCGCAAUUGUGACUUCAUAUCCUGCAAUUGCGACUUUAUAUCACGUAAUUGCGACUUUAUAUCACGCAGUUGCUACUUUAUAUCACGCAGUUGCCACUUUAUAUCUCACAAUUGUGACUUAAUGACAAUUUCACGUAGUUGUGACAUGAAAUAAUCGCGACUUUAUAUCACGCAGUUGCAACUUUAUAUCAUGCAGUUGCAACUUUAUAUCAUGCAGUUGCAACUUUAUAUCAUGCAGUUGCAACAUUAUAUCACGCAGUUGCAACUUUAUAUCACGCAGUUGCAACUUUAUAUCAUGCAGUUGCAACAUUAUAUCAUGCAGUUGCAACUUUAUAUCACGCAGUUGCUACUUUAUAUCACACAGUUGCGACUUAUAUCUCGCAAUUGUGACUUCAUAUCCUGCAAUUGUGACUUUAUAUCACGUAAUUGCGACUUUAUAUCACACAGUUGCAAAUUUGUCUCACAAUUGACACUUAAUAUGACACUGUUACGACUUUAUAUCACUUUGCGACAUAUCAAGUAAUUACGACUUAAUACAGUAUCACACAGUUGUGACUUUAUAUCUCUAAUAAUUAUGAGAAAUAAAGUCACAAUUGUGAGAUAUAAAGUCAAAAUGACCUUUUAUUUAUUAUUCCGUGGCAGGAUUCGGCUUCCCUAUAAUCCAAAUCAAAACGAAAUUAUUUGUAUCAGUUUAUCAGUUUAAUACAAACUGAUACAGAUAGUUGUUCCAGAACCUGUGUCACCCCUGUUUUGCUGAUUUUUUUGCUUGAAUUGGGGUUGGCAGUAUUCAAAUUGGGGUGCUGAGGUGGUACCAGACAAAACAUUAAACUUUAAAAAAUGUAAUUAAACUAUAAAAAAUUAAAAUCUGUUGAUUUUGUUGCCCCGAUAUUACAAGUGUGUGUACUUGUGUUUUUGAAUCCCUAGUCCUGAAACGGGGGAGGACGCGGAGCAUUGGAGUGACCCUCCAAGAUCUCACAGUUUGAACAGUGAGGCUAAGGGCUCCUGAUUUUCAAAGUGGCCUUCAACCACUGUUCAGGCCUUUAAAUUUAGAGCCUCUUUUAAUAUUUUAACAUGUGGGCUUCCUUUAAUGGGCCACUGUACUGUAUGAGGGCUAUUCUAUUACUCACCUUGACCUUGUCUUGAGAAUUAUUUUAGUGUGCCACAAUAAAACAGUAUUGUAUGUCUUUGUUAUGUAAAAUAUCUUUAAAAAAAGCUUUUAAUAGGACACAAAUAGUAAAUAGAAUAAAGACAAUUACUUUCUGAGCUGCUUGCUCUAAUGAACAGAUGAUAUUUUUAGAGCUUUCUCUAUGCAAGUUCAACAUGCUCAGUCAUAAUGUACGUAAAAUAGACACAUCCAAAUGAGUGUUUUUCUGUCUCUUUGUUCAAAGAUAGGAUGUUUUGAGUAAUUUAUUGAUGUUUUAUUUAUUAUUCAAUUUUAAACCACUGUCAAAAAGAGGGAAGAUUAAUUUUUCUGUUCUCAAAAUGUCAGAUGAUACAUUUUCUCUUUACUACACAAAAAUUUUAAUGUGUGUAAAUUAUACAAUUAUAUUUAAAUGUGUAAUGUAUUUAUUAACAAGAAUUUUAAUUUAGCCAGAAAAUGUGAUGUUUUAUCAAGGUUUAUGUGCCCCUCUAUUGUAUGUAUCCACCCAAACAGGCAAGAUUUUCACAACUUGUGAUUCUUGGAACACUUUAUGGCUGUUUUGUUCACAAAUCCACAGUUUUAUUUGUUAUGUAUCUUCUUAAGAUAGAAGAAACUAUUAGUUUCUAAUUGAAGACUUUUUUAUUGUAGUGUCUUUAGAUUGUUUAGAAUGUGAACAACAUUUUACAAAUGAUCCAGUAAGCAAAUAAAUAAAUAAAGAAUCUGUAUUACGGUGUGUUGCGCAGAAUAAUAUAUCAACACAUUGUAAUAGUGUUUUUUGAUAGAAAAGUAAACAUGUCUCAGAAGUGAAACAAUGCGGAAAUAAGGAAAUGUGUAUAUGCAGGGACUAUAUAUUUAUCAUUGAUGGACUUUCCCCACUUUGGUCCUAAUAUAUAUUAUCCAAUGAGGUUAUACGAGUUCAGAAGGUGGUGCGGUAUGAACAACAUUCAUUGUAAAAUGUUCAUAAUUUUCAAGUGUGAUUAAAAA
Myxocyprinus asiaticus (Chinese sucker) is the source of this 5204-nucleotide messenger RNA. Its product is annotated as protein FAM163A-like. NCBI's taxonomy places the organism in Eukaryota, Metazoa, Chordata, Actinopteri, Cypriniformes, Catostomidae. The transcript is spliced from 3 exons. The record is from RefSeq and is a predicted model, not a curated record. Bases 242 to 694 code for a protein of 150 amino acids.